This is a messenger RNA of Aphanomyces astaci, 837 nucleotides long. RefSeq lists its product as hypothetical. Gene Ontology annotation, molecular function: aspartic-type endopeptidase activity. NCBI's taxonomy places the organism in Eukaryota, Oomycota, Saprolegniomycetes, Saprolegniales, Verrucalvaceae. The record is from RefSeq and is a predicted model, not a curated record. Gene Ontology annotation, biological process: proteolysis. Bases 1 to 837 code for a protein of 278 amino acids. The transcript is spliced from 2 exons.
AUGCAAACUGAUCGCAUCCGCGAACGUCGCAAGAACCCUGCACAGGACGAGAUACUCAAAACUCUCAACCUCCUUUCGUCGGAUGUCCACCUACUUCUGGCCCCGGCAGACAUCGAGGACGAAGCCAAAUGGUAUGGCUGGUUCGCAGACACGCUCAAUACGUGUGGUGAGGCCAAACGCGCCAAUCGCGACUUUAAAACAACUGAGGCAGUCGCUCACAUACAACGGGUCGACCCUAAUCCUUACGCCGUGCUAUGGGCCGGCGACGAGUUUGUCAACUCGCCUUGCCCUAAACUAUACGGGGGGACCCGCAACUACAAACGUCGCUCGUCAAAACUAGACCCAACCCAUUGUGACGACCUGUUCAACGACUGUCUACCUUCGUCUCGCCUUGUCGCGGGCAUCGCUGUGUCUGACACGCGGACACAGACGGCGACGAACCCUUUCGUCAAAGCGUACAUCGACCGAGUACAAGCAACGGGUCUCAUUGACACUGGAGCAACCAGUAGUUUCAUCAGUGCGUCAUUUUGGCAUCGUCUCGGCCAGCCCCCACUCAAACAACCUCGUCUGGGCUUUGUCACUGCAGACAACUCGAAUCUCGACAUUUCGGGCCGCGCUGACGGAUUAUCACGUCUACCAGUUUGUCCGAUCGAGACGAGAAGUAUCAGACGUCUGGUGGCCCAGACUGACCCAGACCUCACGACGGGGAAAGAAUCUAGUCGAACCAGGUCGCCUUCGUCGCAACCUCCACACAGCCGAGUCUACCAGAACCAACCUCGAACAACCCCCAGCUCAUUGACUUGUACGACCGACGGGCUCGACCUUCGCCCCGGCUGA